This is a messenger RNA of Ochotona curzoniae (black-lipped pika), 1274 nucleotides long. Its product is annotated as estradiol 17 beta-dehydrogenase 5-like. The coding region runs from base 106 to 1068 and encodes 320 amino acids. Gene Ontology annotation, cellular component: cytosol. Gene Ontology annotation, molecular function: ketosteroid monooxygenase activity; aldose reductase (NADPH) activity; bile acid binding. Lineage: Eukaryota; Metazoa; Chordata; Mammalia; Lagomorpha; Ochotonidae. Gene Ontology annotation, biological process: progesterone metabolic process; daunorubicin metabolic process; prostaglandin metabolic process. The transcript has 10 exons. The record is from RefSeq and is a predicted model, not a curated record.
GAACUUUCUGUGCUUUGUAAUGGAUGUUCAUGGGAGAACCUGGCUGGUGUGCUGUUUAUCUUAAUAAAGAAAAGCAACAUCUAUUUAGCACCAGGGUUAAAGAAGAUGAGUAAUAUCGGGUCUCCUCUUGUGAAAUUGAAUGAUGGACACGCCAUGCCUGUGCUGGGAUUGGGCACUUCUGCACCUGCUGAGGUUGCUAAGAAGGAGGUGGAAGAAGCCAUCAACAUAGCAAUUGAUGUAGGCUAUCGGCAUUUUGACUCGGCAUACUUUUACCAAAAUGAAGAAGAAAUUGGGAGGGCCAUUGGGAAGAAGAUUGCCAGUGGCACUGUGAAGAGAGAUGAGAUAUUCUGCACUUCAAAGCUAUGGUCCACAUUUCACCGUCCAGAAUUGGUGCAAAAAGCCCUGGAAGCAUCAUUAAAGAAACUUCAGAUGAGCUAUGUGGAUCUUUAUCUUAUUCAUAGCCCAAUGUCUUUUAAGCCUGGGGAUGAACUUUUACCAAUGGAUGCACAAGGGAAACUAAUUUAUGACACAGUGGAUCUCUGUAGCACAUGGGAGGCCAUGGAAAAGUGCAAGGAUGCAGGAUUGGCCAAAUCCAUUGGGGUGUCCAACUUUAACUGCAGGCAGCUGGAGAUGAUCUUGAACAAGCCAGGGCUGAAGUAUAAACCCGUCUGUAACCAGGUAGAAUGUCACCCUUAUCACAACCAGAGAAAACUGCUGGAGUUCUGCAAGUCCAAGGACGUUGUUCUGGUUGCCUAUGCUGCAUUAGGGUCCAACACAAAAAAGCAAUGGGUGAAGAAAGGCAACCCGAUUCUCCUGGAGGAUCCUGUACUAAAUGCCAUUGCUGAGAAAUACAGGCGCACUCCAGCCCAGAUAGCUCUACGCUACCAACUGCAGCGAGGCAUAGUGGUCCUGGCCAAAAGCUUCAACAGGAAAAGAAUACAAGAGAACUUCCAGAUUUUUGACUUCCAGCUGACACCAGAGGACAUGAAAACUAUUGAUGACCUGAACAGAAAUAUUCAGUAUUUUGAUGGGUCUACUUCUGAAGAUUCUCCAGAUUUGGAUGACUGAUGACUACAAACACCAUAUUUGCACCAAGAUUCUUGGAUUCUGACUAAAGAAUAGAGAGGUUUUCAGGACCCAGAGCUUUCUGAUUGACUGCAUGCUGCACAGAAUGCUCAAUCACGAGUUCACUCAGAUCUCUGAAUCAAGAAAGAAAAGUCUCAUAACUCAAUCUUUUUCUUUUCCCUCUGAAGAAGAUAAAGACACAUUCAAAG